Messenger RNA from Cucurbitaria berberidis CBS 394.84, 213 nucleotides. RefSeq names its product carbohydrate-binding module family 18 protein. The transcript has a single exon. The annotation marks the transcript as partial. NCBI's taxonomy places the organism in Eukaryota, Fungi, Ascomycota, Dothideomycetes, Pleosporales, Cucurbitariaceae. The record is from RefSeq and is a predicted model, not a curated record. Gene Ontology annotation, molecular function: chitin binding.
AUGCGUUCCCUCAUCCUCCUCUCCCUCACAAGCCUCACUGCCCUCCUCGCAAACGCCCAAUCCAUCAGUACCUCCGGCCACUGCGGCGCUUCCUUUGGCGGCCUCACUUGCGCCGGCUCUUCCUUCGGCUCGUGCUGUAGUCAGCACAAUUGGUGUGGCUCCACGGCUGCACACUGCACAGAGGGAUGCCAGUCUGGCUUUGGCACGUGUAAU